AGAAACUGAGCUGUUAUAAUAGUUGGCGGCACCACUUUCGGCGUUUUGAAGCGCUUCCUCCUGCCCCUCGUUCAAGUUUCAAUACGCAUCAUGCCGGGGGUGGUGCAGAUCCCCGUCGAGCCCCAGGUGGGGCGCAAUGCCAUCCGCAUUGAGCUUGACGCUUCCGAGCUGGGAGAGACUUUGCGGCUGCUGACCCUGGCCGUGAAGGCAUUUGAGGACCAGGCGGGAGCGCCUGUGACUGCAGAGCCGCAGCCUGCUCCUCAGGCCAUCCCAUUCUUGACCCAGAUCCCCGUCAGCAGGCUCGCCUCUCCCGCCCAGCGUGCUCCCACCCCCCCUGCUAACCACCAGCCAGCACCCCCUUCCCAGAGCUUCACUGCACAACCAAUUCAGAGCUUUGCUGCGCCGCCGCAGUCCGUCGCUCCACCUCCAAUCUCAUACUCCCAGCCAGAGAGCUCAGAGGCCUCCUCAUUCAGCUUUCCGGCCGUAGUUUCCCCUCAUGCUCAAGGCCACUCCUUCCCGCCUGCCAACCAGCAAUUUCAAAAGCCAGCAGAGCCAGCCCCAGCGGCCUUGAAUGGAGUCGUCAGUGGGGCCGUCAAGCAGAUCCCGCCGCAGGCCUCUCCCUGGAAGCGCUGCUGGGUGACUGCGGCCGAGGAGCACAACCGCCACCCCGUGACUGCCAUGCUGUACUCGUCGUCCUACCAGGGCCUGGCUGACGGGGACGGCCACGCCGGCUGGCUGGUCAGCGCAUCCAACCGCCUGCUGAACCUGUGGGAGUGCAACGCAGGGGGCGGGGUCGCAGGGGAGCCGUCGCUACAGGUGAUGCACAGCCAAGCGACGGACUACCAGGUUUUGGGCCUCGACCGCGACCCGCAGCACCAGUUGCUCGUGAGCGCCGCGCAGCACCACCAGGGGAGCCUCUGCGUCACGCUGCACUCGCUCUCAGGGGACAACUUCUUCGCCUACAAGGGCUUGAUCCGCGUGACGGACCCCGCCAAGGCGCUGUCGCUGAGCCAGAACCACAAGCAGGCGGGCGUGGUGGGGCUGCCGCUGAUGCACCUCGCGUCGCUCAACCCGCACGGGGGGCCCCUCAAGACCUCCGUCAUUACCACCGUCGCAACUGACGUGUACGUGUAUGACAUCACCAAGGCGGCCGGCACCGCGGGCCCCCUCCCGACGCUGACCAAGGCCACGUGGCGGGCCCACGAGGGACAGAUCACGGCGGUGCACCGCAGCGCGUUUGGAAUCAGCCUGCUCACGGCGGCAAGCAACGGCAACAUCAGAAUCUGGGACCUGCGCGCCAAGCCGAGCGCCCCCGCCACCCAGUUCCAGCACGGGCGGUCGCUCGUGACGGGCCUCGAUCUGCUGGACCCCAACCGGCUGGCCUCCACCUCCGCUGACGGCACCAUCUGCUUGUGGGACAUCCGAGGUGCCGCGUCCGCCACCCAGACUUUGACUCCCGACCAGAAGCCAGUGACCCGCCUGUCUGCCAGCCCGCUGAAGGACGCUCUUGCCAUUACCACUGGAAGAGGGCUGUACUGCCUCGAGCUGUCUGAAACCAGCGACUCUCCCCCUGCUUGCUGCCCUCUGUCGCCACUCCCCCCGGUCGGUCCGAGCUUGGGGCUCCGCUGGAAUGAGCGCACCGGCGAGAUCUACGUUUCGAACCCGGAUGGCACAAUCACAGUCUACCACAGGAAGUAAAGUCGUUGAAACAAGGAACUUUCGAGGGGAAGAUUGAUUGUAUUACGGAAGGAGAACAUACGCAACGUGCGUUUGUUGCAAGUCAAACUACCUUAGGAACUUUGCACGUGUAGAAUCUCGGUUGCGCUGAUGAGUUUGAAAGUCUUCGUUGC
Molecule: messenger RNA, 1850 nt
Organism: Klebsormidium nitens
Lineage: Eukaryota; Viridiplantae; Streptophyta; Klebsormidiophyceae; Klebsormidiales; Klebsormidiaceae
Source: the annotation of a GenBank genome assembly